This is a messenger RNA of Manacus vitellinus (golden-collared manakin), 955 nucleotides long. It is a transcript of the gene DRAM2, whose product is annotated as DNA damage regulated autophagy modulator 2. NCBI's taxonomy places the organism in Eukaryota, Metazoa, Chordata, Aves, Passeriformes, Pipridae. The transcript is spliced from 7 exons. The record is from RefSeq and is a predicted model, not a curated record. Gene Ontology annotation, cellular component: lysosome. Gene Ontology annotation, biological process: photoreceptor cell maintenance; regulation of autophagy. The coding region runs from base 153 to 782 and encodes 209 amino acids.
CUUUAUGUCUCAGAGAUUCAGGAAAAUGAAGCAAAAAGGUGGAGCUCCAGCACCAAGAUGACCUUGGAUUCCCCUUGAGCGGCGUUUCCCUGCGUGUCCUUGUCCUCAGCGACACAGGGACGAUUCCACCGGAAAGAUGCUUGUUUGGGAUCAUGUUGAAUGUUUCCACCUUCCUGGGGGUGGCCACGAUGUACGUCCGGUACAAACAGGUGUGUGCCCUGAUCCCAGGGAAUUCCAGGAUCCUCAGGCUCAACAGGAUUGGCCUCACCUUGGGCUGGAUGAGCUGCUUUGGCCUCUGCAUCAUCGCAAACUUCCAGAAAUGUGUCCUGUACUACAUCCACGUGCUGGGGGCCUGCCUGACCUUCGGAGUGGGAGCCCUUUACAUGCUGCUCCAGACCGUCCUGUCCUUCCACAUGCAGCCGGAAUUCCACGGCAAGGGAAUCUUCUGGGCCCGCCUGGCCGUGCUCCUCUGGAGCUCCUGCAGCAUUGGGAGCAUGUCCGUGUCCUCGGGGCUCCUCUACAGUGGCCGCUACGGAUCCGGCCUGGAGCAGAGGCUGCACUGGGACCCCCGGGACAGGGGAUACCCCCUGCACAUGGUCAGCACUGUCUCUGAGUGGUCCUUGGCCUUCUCCUUCCUCAGCUUCUUCCUCACCUACAUCCGGGACUUCCAGAAGGUGUCCCUGGGGGCUGUGGUGACUCUACAGGGACGGACCCUCCACCACGUCCCCCCCCCGGGCUCCGGGGCCGAGGAGCAGGGACUGCUCUUCCCAGGGAGCGUCUGACAGAGCUCCUGGAACUCAGGAAUUCCUGCAGCAGCAGCAGCAGUUGGUCCUUCCCAGCAUUUCUGCCGUCCCAAGCCAGAGUCCUGUUCCCCCCCAGCCGUGCCCGACCUGCCGGAGCCGGGCCUGGUCCUGACAUUUCUGCCUCAGUGAGCAUUAAAUGAAGGGAAUAACGA